AUGAACCCUAGCAGCUUAAUUCUACUUGCACUCAGCAUUGGCUACUCCAUUGCUGAGUCAAAUUUCUCUUUCAAACCCAGCAAGUUACCUCUCAAAAAACAUCGUGAUUCUUCUUCCCCGCAUGAACGAUUUCUUAAACGAGAUGGACCCUAUCAUCCGCUAGAAGCCGACGCUUACUUUUACUACACUACGUCUAUAUUGGUUGGAUCAGAAGAAGAAAAAGUUGAAGUAACAGUUGAUUUAGGAACCUCUGAUUUAUGGGUCGUCGAUUACAACACCGGUUUAUGUGAUAGAUCCUUUGACGAAACCUAUCUUAAACGUAGUCUGGAUACUUCUGAGGAAGAUUAUUCUGCUGGAGAUCUUGGCUCCUCAGUCGGUGUACGCAGCGCUAGAAAAUUCUUGCGCAAAAGGGACACCAAUCAAACUGAGGUUAAUGAAGCUAACUAUGGUGCUUGUCCAAAUUCGAUUACCUUCAAUCCAGAAAACUCGUCUUCUUUCCAGAGUAAUGAUACUGCUUUCAAUAUCAGCUACUUUGAUGGAACCAGUGCUAGUGGUUUUUGGGCUACUGAUACAAUUUACUUUGGUGACCUUGAGGUCAGCGAGCAAUUUUUUGGGCUGGCAAACUUAACAAUAAGUUAUGGAGGAGUCUUAGGUCUUGGCCCUUCCAACCUACAAACAACCAAUGCUAACCCCAACGGUGAGGAAUUCAUUUACAGCGGAGUCUUAGAUUCCAUGCGUGAUCAAGGGCUUAUCAACUCGGCUUCUUUCUCAAUCUAUCUCAAUCCAGAGAAUUUCAGAGAUGAAGAUAACUAUUCUAAUGAAGGAGCGAUUUUGUUCGGAGCAAUUGAUAAUGCGAAGAUUGACGGGUCAUUGAAGCUGUUACCAUACGUGACUUCAGGUGGACACUCUCAGAUUGAUGCUAAUUUCACUUACAUCACCUUGAAUAAUAUUGCCGUGGCUGACAAUGAUACAGCCCUGAUCGUUGAGACCAACCCCCAAUUGGCAAUGUUGAAUCCAAAGUUUAUAUACACCUAUUUUCCAAACGAAGUAUUGACCCGGCUGGUAAACUCUAUUGACAAUCUAGAAUAUGAUCCUGUUGAGGGGUUAUAUAGGAUAAGGAGAACAAACAUUAGGGAUAUUAACAAAAAAAUCAUAGAGUUUCAAUUUGGUGACGAGAUUGUGAUACAUUCUCCCUUAUCAAAUUAUCUGUCUGAUACAUGGGUUCCAAGCACAAACUACACCUAUUUGGAGAUUCAGGAUAGCAGAGAGGAUUUCUUUAUCCUUGGUAAUGCAUUUUUCAAGUCUGCGUAUUUGUUUUUUGACAAUGAUAACAGUGAAGUCGGUAUUGGCCAACUAAAGGUUACCGAUAAGGAGGACAUCGUUCCAGUUGGUGAAUUUUCUUUGGAUCAAGAUUCAGGGUACUCGUCAACCUGGUCAACGUUCUCCUAUGAAACUGGUUCAGCUCCCUUGGGUACGUCAACUUUCGAAACGAGUACAAAAACUAGUUCAGAUGGAGCUGCCCCGUCGGUGUCUCACAUUAACACUAGUUCCUACUUAUUUGCGUUUGUACUACUUUUCCUUUAG
This is a messenger RNA of Komagataella phaffii GS115, 1584 nucleotides long. RefSeq names its product Aspartic protease, attached to the plasma membrane via a glycosylphosphatidylinositol (GPI) anchor. Gene Ontology annotation, molecular function: aspartic-type endopeptidase activity. The transcript has a single exon. NCBI's taxonomy places the organism in Eukaryota, Fungi, Ascomycota, Pichiomycetes, Pichiales, Pichiaceae. The coding region runs from base 1 to 1584 and encodes 527 amino acids. The record is from RefSeq and is a predicted model, not a curated record. Gene Ontology annotation, biological process: proteolysis.